UACCACAAUGGCGGCUCUAGGAGGGAGAGGAGCAGCCACCUUCCUCUCUUAUUUUUCAUUUUUCUCUCCAACCAGGAGGUGUUUUUCUUUCCACGUCCGCCAGAUUGCCUCCCUCUCCUCCAGGUUUCCUCCAGUGACGGAGAGAAGGGAGAGAAAUGGAAGGAACUUGCUCAAAAUAGGAGACCUGCGGCAGACCUUCCUCCACACCUCCGCCAAGGCCCACGCCCGCGACUACUACGAAGUGCUUGGUGUGUCGAAGAACGCGUCGGAGAAGGAGAUCAAGAAAGCUUACUACCAGCUGGCCAAGAAAUAUCAUCCAGAUGUAAAUAGAGAUGACCCAGCAGCGCAGAAGAAAUUCACUGAGGUUUCCGAGGCCUAUGAGGUGCUUGGAGAUCCAGACAAACGGCAACAGUAUGACACGAUGGGGAAAGCCAAUUAUUCGGCCUCCGGGGACUAUCGUAACUAUCGGACUACCACCAUAGACCCCGAAGAACUAUUCCGCAAGAUCUUCGGGGAUUUCAGCCGGGCCGGAAUGGGCAUGGGCGCUGCGGACGAAGAUUUUGCUGAUAAUCUGUUUGGUUUUGGAGCUGCGCAGGAGAUCACCGUAAAUCUGUCCUUCCGCCAAGCAUCUCGCGGCAUCAACAAAGAUGUUUCAGUGAAUGUAGUGGACACAUGCCAGCGUUGCCGAGGGAGUCGCUGUGAGCCCGGCACUCAGCCCGCCCCAUGCCAACACUGUAACGGCACUGGCAUGGAGACUAUUACUACUGGUCCAUUUGUGAUGCGCCAGACUUGCCGCCUCUGCCACGGCACGAGACAGCACAUCAAGUUCCCCUGCCAGCACUGUGAAGGCAAAGGACGCAACGUACAGAGGAAGACUGUCACUGUGCCCAUCCCUGCAGGUGUGGAGGAUGGUCAGACCCUGAGACUAUCGGUAGGCAGUAAGGAGGUGUUUGUGCGUGUGCGUGUCACCCCCAGCGACUAUUUCCGGCGGGAUGGUCAAGACGUACAUACAGAUGUGACUAUCGGACUAUCGCAGGCUCUUCUGGGUGGAGCGACAAGAAUUAUGGGGGUUUAUGAAGAUUUAACGCUGGAGGUAAGUUCUUUCUCUCCGCUCAAUUUUUUCCUCUGUGUGUGUCCUCCGGUUUCCUCUGCUGGUUGGGUGUUUCCUCCAUGUUUCCUCCACCUUCUCUCCAAUUUUGACUAUCCUACCUCCCUCCUAUCAUAGUCAAAAUAGUAGUUU
Messenger RNA from Portunus trituberculatus (swimming crab), 1240 nucleotides. Its product is annotated as protein tumorous imaginal discs, mitochondrial-like. Gene Ontology annotation, cellular component: mitochondrion. The transcript is spliced from 6 exons. NCBI's taxonomy places the organism in Eukaryota, Metazoa, Arthropoda, Malacostraca, Decapoda, Portunidae. The coding region runs from base 8 to 1225 and encodes 405 amino acids. The record is from RefSeq and is a predicted model, not a curated record. Gene Ontology annotation, molecular function: heat shock protein binding. Gene Ontology annotation, biological process: negative regulation of apoptotic process; mitochondrion organization; protein folding.